Molecule: messenger RNA, 681 nt
Organism: Didymodactylos carnosus
Lineage: Eukaryota; Metazoa; Rotifera; Eurotatoria; Philodinida; Philodinidae
Source: the annotation of a GenBank genome assembly
AUGUAUAGUUUUUUAAGAAAUUUUUCGGGCAUUUCUUCUAUAAAAACUAAAGAUUAUCACGAAAAGCGUGCACAUUAUUAUAUGAUGUUCAAAGGUAAAUCAGCGAAAUUUUGUCUUACUACUGAAGAUAAUAUUCAUAUAGCAGGCUUACUUAUAGAACGAUCUGCUUCUGAUUCGGUGUUAGUAAUAUGCCAUGGCUAUAAACAAUCAAAAGAACAUUUAUUGGCGUUAGCGGAGUUAUUUCCUGAAUAUACUAUCGUAUUAUUUGAUCUUCGCGCUCAUGGGGAUAGUGGUGGCAAUAAAAUAUCUUUUGGCCAUCAUGAGUAUAAAGAUGUUUGUGCUAUUCUUGAUUUCUUAAAGCAAGACUCACGAUUCAAUAAUAAAAAAUUAUAUGGUUUGGGAAUUUCAAUGGGAGCGGCUUCAAUGGCCCAUGCUGCGUCCAAAUUAGAUGUAUUUGAUGGUUUAAUACUUGAUUCUUGCUUUUCUGUUAUUGAUUUUAAGGUCGUAACUAAAUUUAUUAAAAUACCGUAUUUUCUCUUUAAUGUUGGUAAAUUUUUAUUUAAAAUUAUAUACGAUAUUGAUAUUAAUUCGAUUAAGCCAGGCUUGUAUCUUUCCUCACUGGGUAUUUGUUUGUUAACUAUUUUACAAAAAACACAAUCAUUCAUGAUUUUUUCAAUCUAG